AUGGAUUUGGAGCAAUUUAUAAUUGAGAAGCGUAACCUUUUGGAUAAAGAACGAAAAGAACAACAAAAUAGAAUGCUUCAACAAGAGAAAAAAUUUGAUUAUAAUGUUAGAGCAGUUCAUUUGGAAGAAAUGUUAGUUUGGAAAGAAUUAUCUGAUGAACGACAAGCUUCUGCUCCUGAAAUUUUUGAUCAAUAUGAAACUAGAAGAAUUGAUGAAGAAAUAAAAGCACGAGAAAAGUCUCUUGAAACUUUUCAACUUUUAACAAAAGUUAAAGACGAUGCUAUCAAAUUUAUGCGUAGUACAAUUCAAACACAUUCUGAAGAACUAAAGGUUAGUAAAGAACAAUGGAAAGAGAAGGUGGAAUCGGUUCGUGAAAAAGCUAUUGAAAAAUUGGCAAAUGAAAGAAUGAAGAAAUGGCAAGUUGAAGUUGAACGUCAAAAGCGUUUGGAAGAAGAACAGCGUCGUAAAGAAGAACAACCGCCACCACAACUUAUUCGUAAACCAGAAGCGCCACCUCAACAGCAGCAACGACAACAACAGCGCCAGGAACCUCCGCCUCAGCACCAGGAACCUCCAUUACAACAGCGCCGUCAAGAACCGCCAUCAGAACCUAAACAAUGGCGUCAAGAACAAAAACCGCCAGCACAACAACAACAGCGUCGUCAACAACCAGAACAACCGAUGCCGGCACAGCAACAAAGUCAACAACAACCACAACAGCAGCAAAUUGAAGGGAAAGAACCACCGAAGAAGGGAAAAUAUGUGCCUCCACAUGUGCGUAAAGCUCAGCAAGGGCAGCAGUAA
Messenger RNA from Meloidogyne enterolobii, 804 nucleotides. The record is from the annotation of a GenBank genome assembly. NCBI's taxonomy places the organism in Eukaryota, Metazoa, Nematoda, Chromadorea, Rhabditida, Meloidogynidae.